CGAGAUUUUAUAAAACCCAUUAGUGUGAAAUUAACAAUUGGCCUCAUUGCUACGGCACUACCCACCUUACACAAUGUCAUUGCACAAUGCCAACGAGAUGGAGGUGGAUAUCGCUCCUGGUCCAGUUCCAGAACCCGCCGAGGCGGUUGUUCUUCCUGCAGACGAAGAUGCUGCUGAAAGACAGCCCCUUCUUGACAAGCCUCCAGCUCCGCAAGAAGGCAGUAAAGAACUUUUGGGAUUAUCGUUUACGGCCCUAUCUGCACUUUUAUUCUCUCUCAUGUCCGUCCUCGUGAAACUUUCUGGCGCAUCUUUCCCAUUCCUGCAAAUUGUUCUCGUCCGCUCGGUAAUUCAAUUUGUUCUCGGUGCCAUUUCCUGCGUUUAUCUUGGUGUUGCCCCUUGGGGACCUCCUACGCUAAAUAGAGCAUGGCUCGUCGCACGAGGCACAGCUGGAGCAACGGGUUUGGGACUCUACUUUUUCACGAUUGUCAACAUGCCUCUGGGAGAUGGAAUGACAAUUUUCUUUACUGGCCCCGCAUUUACUGCGAUCUUGGCGCGUAUAGUCCUCGGCGAGCCACUGACUGGCCCCGAUAUCUUUGCGUCCGCAGCAUGUCUAUGUGGUGUCGCGCUUGUUUCUCGUCCCGAGAUCCUAUUUGGAUCUCCGGCCGAUACCCACCACUCUGCAACCGGCGAGACCCACACGUCAUGGGCAGCAUUGGCCGCGUUUGGUGGUGCGCUGAUGAGUGCUGUUGCCUACUGCCUUGUUCGCAAAAUUGGGGGGAGAUGUUCAUUUAUGGUGCAUGUCACGUAUUUCGGAGCCAUGUCGACAAUACUCUCCGGAAUAGGACUAGCCUUAUUUCAAGACGCUGUCCCUCUGGGAGAAUGGACUCGACUACAAUGGCUUGUUAUGCUUUCGGUUGGCUUGUCUGCAUUUGUGGCGCAAUGCUUCUUAAACGCGGGCUUACAACUGGCCAACGCCGGUCCAGCUACUCUCAUGCGAAACCUGGACAUUGUCUUUGCUUUCAUUUUUGGUCUCGUAUUCUUCCAUGAAGUUCCACAAGUUACUUCCGUUUUGGGGGCGUCUCUGAUUUUGGCAGCGACGGCGAGUGUUGCUGGACUCAAAUGGUGGAGAAGUCGGGCUUGAUACAUUAUACCUAUUUUAGUGAUUAGAAGAGGGGUUUUAUCAUAUUUUACGGUACAGGCGCUUUGGUUUCUUGUAGAUAUGCUAUAUCCUGUAGUGGGUGUGAGGUGCCAAUGAUUUUUGGCGUGCAAUGUACUUAUUUAUAUACUUCGACUGCUCAGAAGACAGUUGUUAUUUUCAGAAGAAAGUUCUAUGCAAAAUUAAGCAAGAUAUCUGCUACGGAGUUGACCCCUUAACUAGGCGUCCUUGAUGCUAAAGAGGAUCUUUACGCCCCUUUCUGUUUAAUACAUAGGUUUCGCAAUACGCCAACACAUUUCCC
Spizellomyces punctatus DAOM BR117 is the source of this 1457-nucleotide messenger RNA. RefSeq lists its product as uncharacterized. Lineage: Eukaryota; Fungi; Chytridiomycota; Chytridiomycetes; Spizellomycetales; Spizellomycetaceae. The record is from RefSeq and is a predicted model, not a curated record. Gene Ontology annotation, cellular component: membrane. Bases 74 to 1141 code for a protein of 355 amino acids. The transcript has 6 exons.